CUGUGAAAUCAUCCACAGCAGGACAAAAAACAUGUCCUGGGAGUUACACUGCGAUCAAUGUGUUCUGUUUGUAGGUUGCCAUGACACAGUCGUCCGGUAACAGUGGAUACCUGGUGAUUUACCUCAACGGCAGAUUCUCAGGAGUGUUUCACCUGAGACGCGAUCAACACACAGCAUAUACGUACAUGAACAGCACACACAGUCUGUCAGACACCCUAAAGGACUACGCUCUGCCCCUGGCUGUCUUCUCGUUUUGUCAUCAAACAAGGAGGGAUUUCAGGCACACUGCAAUUAUGCUUUUUUGAGGCUUAUCUCUUGACAUGUCAUCGUGGUUCCUGACCAGAGCUCUCACCAUUUUUAGAUGGCUUUUCUCUUAAAUCAAGCAGGCUAAGAUGAAGGCCAAGGCUUUGUCAGUGAGGGAGUGUGCCUGGAUGUCUGAGGAGUGCCACCUGGUGGACGAGCUGCAUGCAGACUCCCAGGGCGACGGCCUGUGCUUACCAAACAUCUUCAGGUCCAAAAAAGUGAAGUCACUCACCAGGACUGAAACUGGACCCACUUACCAGGUCUACCAUACAGCCAGAGAGCUUCUGCUGGAAGUGCUAGACAGAGGAGCCAUCCGGGAGCUGAUCAGGAGAGCUGCCGGGGUGAAGGCAGGCUCUAACCGUUCGUCAUAUAACCAGAGCAAAGAGCAGAGUGCAGAUCUCUCUGAGGGGGAGUACGCUGAGACGUUAACAUGGUUCUCUAUAGUCUUACAAAGCGGCCUGUCUGUAGGAGAGAACAGCAGCUUUGACUCUGAGCUCACCCUAAAACUGGAUGGAUGGCAGGGCGUCCUGAAGAGAAACAGCUUCCAGACCAGCCUCCUGUCACUGACCAGACUGGAGAACAAAGACAAGUUGGAAGCCCUCUCUGCUUUCUGUAGCCACAUAACAAGGCGGUAUCAGGCCUUGUACACACCUGGUCACAACCUGGCCGUGAAGAAAUACAGACUUUUCUACCAGCAGGGUCCUUGCUCCCUCCAUCUCGCCCUCCUCUGCGACACGAGCUCUGGGUUCAUCUGUAACAUGUAUCUGUACUGUCCCAAGCAACUCCAGAAGCAGAGCAGGAAACCUGUAGUCGAGCAGGUGGUUGGACACCUGAUGAAACCCUUCUGCAGCCACAGACACCCAGUUCAGCUGGACAGCUCUGCUUGGAUGGAGGGCAGACUCACAGACAUCUUCUCUAGCUUAGGAGUCAUGAUUAAUUUUGCUCCAACUGUUAAAAUGCCUGUCAUGGAUCCAACAUCAUCUCCAUCAGUGGCGCCACCUCAGCCACAAACAUCUGAGGGUUCAUCUCAACUUGUAGCCCACCUGCAGGGCUGGACCGGACCUGCUCUGGUUCCUCCAUCAGACCUGAAGGGAUCGGUGGUAGAUGUGUUUCUCCCAGGCCUCUGGGCAGCGCUGCACAUCAUCUGCAUCAACACGUUUACACUCCACACACUGCAGAACCAGGGCUCAGACAGGCAGGUCCAGCUGACAGAGUUCACCAGGACUCUGGCCUCCCAGCUGGUCGUGGACAGCAGCGUCACCGUGCCUGUUCUGCCGCGGCUGAAUAGCACCUCAUACCAAGACACAAAUCUAACAAGCAGUUCAAAGCAGAGGACAAGCACAAUCAGCUGUGGUCAGUUGAUGGAAAAUGAGAAACGAGAAUCCUGCAUCCCUGCAGCGAGGCUGCACAGGUGGAACAGACCAGGAGUCUGCGGUUUGGACAACUCGGGCAACUCCUGCUAUUUAAAUGCUGUGCUACAGUGUCUGUGCUCCACUGUGCCCUUCGUGGAGCACCUCCUUAAUCAAAACACUCGCAAAGAGCUGGCAAGGUCCAAGUGCCGGGUGGCCGAGGUGUUUGUACGCCUGCUGGAGGAAAUGUGGAUGGGAAGGAGUUCCAGCUGUGCACCUGUGGAGGCCAGGUCUGUGCUUUGCUCCAUCCUCCCCCAGUUCAACAACUACUCUCAGCAAGACGCCCAGGAACUGCUGCUCUUUCUCCUCAACGCACUCCACGACGACCUCAAAAAGGCUGCAAAGCGUCAGAUGCGCUCCUCGAAAAGACAGCAGAGACAAGACCGUAACAGAAGCGGCGCCUCUGCAGCGGGCGAGUCCACCAUUGUGUCACAUCUGUUCGAAGGCCAGCUGAGCUACACGACCCUCUGCAUGCGCUGCGAUUACCAGGCUCACAGCACACAGACCUUCACUGUACUGUCCCUGCCGAUUCCAACAGACAACAUUAAGUGCUCCAUUCAGGACUGCCUGUCACUGUUCUUCGAGCAGAGUAUCCUCACCGGGGCAGAGCAGAUGCUGUGUUCAGUGUGUGGGCUGAGGAGAGAAACGACAGUCUUCACAUGUUUGGAGAAACCUCCCGAGAUCCUCAUGUUGCACCUGAAAAGGUGGGCAAGUGCUACCAUGUCCAAUAGUCUAUUAGCUGUAAACCAUCUCAUCUCCAGGUUUGGCUGUAAGGGGAAGAACCAGGUGAAACUGAGGACUAAUGUUACGUUCUCCGCGAAGCUCGAUCUCAGCCCAUUCCUAUCCAGCUCAGUGCAAAACAACUCAUAUUUUUCGUAUCGCCUGUAUGCUGUUGUGAACCACACAGGUAAUCUGAAUGUAGGUCACUACACAGCUCUGUGCCACAGUGCCCUGACCCACACCUGGCACUGGUUUGACGACUCAGCGGUCAGAGAGGUGCAGGACGGCCUCGUGCAAUCUCCAAACGCCUACAUGCUGCUCUACAGCCACAAACCCUUUCAAAAGCCAAACAUUCAUGGACUCUGA
Molecule: messenger RNA, 2798 nt
Organism: Scatophagus argus
Lineage: Eukaryota; Metazoa; Chordata; Actinopteri; Scatophagidae
Product: ubiquitin carboxyl-terminal hydrolase 4-like
Exons: 7
Coding region: 393-2798 (801 amino acids)
Biological process (GO): protein deubiquitination
Molecular function (GO): cysteine-type deubiquitinase activity
Source: RefSeq, a predicted model, not a curated record